Cladophialophora psammophila CBS 110553 is the source of this 1515-nucleotide messenger RNA. RefSeq lists its product as uncharacterized. The transcript is spliced from 2 exons. NCBI's taxonomy places the organism in Eukaryota, Fungi, Ascomycota, Eurotiomycetes, Chaetothyriales, Herpotrichiellaceae. The record is from RefSeq and is a predicted model, not a curated record. Bases 1 to 1515 code for a protein of 504 amino acids.
AUGGACAAUGCAGUGAUUCGCACGCAGACCAUCCCCCACUCCCAACUCGGGUUCUUGAUGUGGAUCUUGACGACCGCGGACCAGUCAUCCAACUCACCUUGGGUGAAGGUCGAAAGGGCAAAUACAUCACUCUCAGUCAUAAUGAACGGAAUCCCAAUAGAGAGCUUGCCACAGACCUUCAAGGAUGUGGUGACUGUUGCGCGUGAGCUGUCUGUUCGUUUUGUGUGGAUCGACAGCCUAUGUAUAGUCCAAGAUUCUGCCCUCGACUGGGAGGUUGAAUCCAGAAGGAUGGGGGAGUACUAUGCGAACUCGCUAUUGACCCUGGCAGCCAUCAGUGCCUCCAGCAGCUCUGGGGGUCUCUUCAGCAGAAGAAAUCCUCUGGAGCUCAGUCCAUGCCCCGUGGCGAUUAAGCUGCCUGGGUCGAACUCUUAUACCUUCGGGUUUUCUAAACCUUCACGAGUCGAAGAUCCCAGCAAGAGGACUGACGGUUUUCAGCGUCCACCACUUUGGCAACGCGCCUGGGUCUUGCAAGAACGGCUCUUGUCUCCGCGCCUUUUGAUGUUCUCAACAACUCAAAUGAGUUGGAGAUGCAGGUCAAAGGAAGCGUCCGAACAGACCCCGGAAGGAUCGUCAAUGUGGAUUGGUCGAAGUAACGAAGAUCGAGUCGUGAAACCCAUCUUGGACCGACUUCAAAGACAAGAUAGCGGUGCUACAGAACAGGUAGCCUCCACUACAGAUCCCGAUAUAUCGGUAUCCGAUAUGAAAGACAUAUAUGAUGCUUGGUAUGAUCUCAUCAUGCUUUACGGCAAAUGCAACCUCACGUAUGCUUCCGACGUCUUCCCUGCCAUUUCCGGCAUUGCAAGUUCCAUCUCUCGCGCCUCUGGAGACUGGUACGUUGCCGGGUUGUGGAAGUCCGACCUCCAUCGUGGGCUCAUGUGGACGGCUCCUGACUCUACCUCGUCGAGGGCGGACCUGAGGGAAUACCGCGCGCCAUCCUGGUCCUGGGCAUCAUUGCCGGCCACUUGCACCUUCUUCGUCCGGGAGCUAAUCCAAGACAAGCCAGACGCCAGCUGUAUGGACAUUGAAGACGUUGUGGUGCAUGUCAAGGGAGCGAAUCCAUUUGGGGAGAUCUCUUCUGCAAGACUACAGAUCAAAGCUUUCCUCAAACCGGCAUGGCCAUACUUUCGAGAAGGAGAUAUCGACCCUCUCUUAGAAGAGAUCAAGACCCGCUCGAGAUCCGGAGAUAGCCUCUUUGACCUGAACACCCUGAACCCAGUCGGCAGGUACACCCCCGACAACAUCGAUCGAAGGCACAUCACCCAGAUCUGGUGCUCGCCCGUCAUGACGGAAAUCCAUCCGGCGUCUCGCAUGAAGGAAAAUCAGAUUGGCGCGCAGUGUGUAGCGUUGUACCCACUUGAUAAGGAGAGGAUGGUCUAUAUGCGUGUUGGAUUCGCGUGGGUUCAUGACUUCGAGUGGUUCAGCGAUUGCGUCAAGACAUCCUACUAUGUUGUUUGA